AUGGCGUCUUCUUCGAAAUGGGAUCAUGUAGCUUUUGGUUUAUCAGCUGCCUGUCUAUCCACUGCUAUCAUUCUUCUUGUUUCAAUUGCAACUUGGCAGAGUGAAAUCUCGAGAAUCACCGAAGAAGCUAUAGUUGAAACUCAACUGUUCCAGGAAACAUCGGAAAAGAUUUGGGAUGACUUAGUUUUUGUGGCAACAGGAGAAACUGAUAGGCACAAAAGACAUGCAUAUUUAACACGAGCUCCUAUUCUUCCUGUAACUGGAGGGGCAAAUCAAGGAAGAAUGGCUAGUAGAGGAUGUAAUUGUCAAGGACCACCAGGACCUCCUGGAUUAGAUGGAGAAGAUGGAUACGACGGAGAACCUGGAGUGCCAGGACAGUCUGGAGAUGAUGACGUAUCGGUUCUCAGGCACGAUCCUGGACGUUGUGCUCAGUGUCCAGCAGGACCGAUGGGACCACCAGGGCCACGUGGAAACCCAGGACCACCUGGAAGAACGGGAGCACCAGGAAUCAACGGAAUUCCUGGACGACCAGGAACACCAGGAUAUCCAGGAGAACCAGGACUUCCAGGACCAGUCGGAGAUGCAGGAACUAAUGGAAAACCAGGAAAUCCAGGAAAGGAUGGAGUACGUGUCAGAAGAAUUCCGGGACCCCCAGGACCACCGGGAGCCGAAGGAGAUUCCGGAGUACCUGGAGGUCCAGGUUCUCCAGGAUUGGCUGGAGGAUCAGGAGAGUCUGGAGCGCCGGGUCCACAAGGAGCACCAGGAACAAAAGGAAUCGAUGGGAUUGCUGGAGGAUUUGGAUUGCCAGGUCCACAAGGAGUUGAUGGAGAAUACUGUCCUUGCCCUAAACAGAUUAAGAAAAGUAUAUAA
Molecule: messenger RNA, 870 nt
Organism: Caenorhabditis briggsae
Lineage: Eukaryota; Metazoa; Nematoda; Chromadorea; Rhabditida; Rhabditidae
Gene: Cbr-col-58
Product: Protein CBR-COL-58
Exons: 4
Coding region: 1-870 (289 amino acids)
Cellular component (GO): cuticular extracellular matrix
Molecular function (GO): structural constituent of collagen and cuticulin-based cuticle
Source: RefSeq, a predicted model, not a curated record